UAAAAUAGCAAAGCUCCGGAUGUUCCGCAGCCCCAGCAGCUCACAGGUGAAGGGUCCUGGGGCCUAGGACUGUGCUCCGAAGCGGCAGGCACUGGCCGGCCGUGGAGAGGCCGGGUCCGGAGCCAGGAGGCGCGCGGGGGUGGGCGCUGCAGCCGCGGGUUGUUUAUCCGGAGUACGGAGGGGAGGGGGGAGCCUGGAAACCGCCCCGUGUCCCAUUUCCUCCUCUUGUUUUCGCUCCGGAUUCUCCAUGUUGGACCCAAACUGAGGAGCCCGGAGCUGCUGCCGGGGGAUCGGGGCCGGGGGCAACCGGGGAGCCGCUGCCCGGGCCGCCCGCCCUCCGUACAGGCCGCCUCCCUUCCCGGCCCAGGGAGGGAACGAGAGCAGGGAUGUGAACAGCUGUGGGAGUCCGAGUCUCGGGAGCCGGAGCGGGCCCCCGCCCAGGCCCCCCAGCCCAGCCCAGCCUGCGCGCCCGCCGGUCCUCCCGCCCAGCCAGCCCGGGCCCGCGGGAUUGUUAGAUGGAACACGGCUCCAUCAUCACCCAGGCGCGGAGGGAAGACGCCCUGGUGCUCACCAAGCAAGGCCUGGUCUCCAAGUCAUCUCCUAAGAAACCUCGUGGACGGAACAUCUUCAAGGCCUUUUUCUGCUGUUUUCGCGCCCAGCAUGUUGGCCAGUCCAGCUCCUCCACUGAGCUCUCCGCAUACAAGGAGGAAGCCAACACCAUUGCUAAGUCGGAUCUGCUCCACUGUCUCCAGUACCAGUUUUAUCAGACCUCGGCAGCCUGGCUCUGGUUUCAGAUCCCGGGGACCUGCCUGCUCCCAGAGGUGACAGAGGAAGAUCAAGGAAGGAUCUGCGUGGUCAUCGACUUGGAUGAAACCCUUGUGCAUAGCUCCUUUAAGCCAAUCAACAACGCCGAUUUCAUAGUGCCUGUCGAGAUUGAGGGGACCACUCACCAGGUGUAUGUGCUCAAGAGGCCUUACGUGGAUGAGUUCCUGAGACGAAUGGGGGAGCUCUUUGAAUGUGUUCUCUUCACUGCCAGCCUGGCCAAGUAUGCCGACCCAGUGACGGACCUGCUGGACAGGUGCGGGGUGUUCCGGGCCCGCCUGUUCCGGGAGUCCUGUGUGUUCCACCAAGGCUGCUAUGUCAAGGACCUCAGCCGCCUGGGAAGGGAUCUGAGGAAAACCCUCAUUCUGGACAACUCUCCUGCUUCUUACAUCUUCCACCCAGAAAACGCAGUGCCCGUGCAGUCUUGGUUUGAUGACAUGGCAGACACUGAGUUGCUGAACCUAAUCCCAAUCUUUGAGGAAUUGAGCGGAGCAGAGGAUGUCUACACCAGCCUCGGGCAGCUGCGGGCCCCUUAGCCUUCCCUGCUUCCGAGCAAUGGCCAUCCCAGUAGGGGACUUUCCUACACUGUGCCUUUAUGACCAGCCUGACAGAGCGGAAGCUGGAGCAUCUCACCAAACGGGGCCUGGGAAUAGAAGUGGUUGGAAAGAGCUUUAGGACAGGAUAGAUGCCAAGCAGGCACGUCCCAGACCGACAGCACCUAGAGCUGCCUGCUCCCUGAGUUGGGCUCCCAGAUGUGAGUGUGUGUGUGUCUGUGUCUGUGUGUGUCUGUGUGUAUAUGUGUGUCUCCCCUUGAACUGCGGCCCCGGGAUAUAAGUGUUUCACGUUGAGGGAGAAACUGAAAGAUGAAGACUCCCGGAGUUAGUCUGUCUCCUGUCCGGUCACCCUGGGAGCCACUGAGCUCGAUAGGGAUGAAGACGAUUGAAGGCUUUUGCUGCCAAACCCAGCGCCUUUCCUCAGUGUUGUAAAGCUCGUGCCAAGGAGAAAGGGAGUCCAAGGCUGCCGUCUGGUGUCCCAGGCACACACCUUUCUGAAACCUUUCUCUAGCCAGCUUUCUGCAUACAGAAAGACAACGUUUCUGGAAAGAUGAAAGCUUGUUUCCAGAACCGGUAGCCCCAGUGGCCAUCACGUCCUGUGGUCCGAGGGCUGCGCUCGCCUCCAGCCAAGUGCCUGGCACGGGCCCUUUCUGUGUCUCCCCAAGGCUCGGGCUCCGGGCCUGCCUUCCUCACUACCCAGCCAUAGUCUUGAACCUGUGGGGAAGGAGGUCUUCUCCCUGCCCUGGAAGAGGACAGAUAACUGAUUUCCGUUCUUUCGACUCUGUUUUAAAAUUCUUUCUAAACAUGGA
This is a messenger RNA of Panthera uncia (snow leopard), 2185 nucleotides long. It is a transcript of the gene CTDSP2, whose product is annotated as CTD small phosphatase 2. Gene Ontology annotation, molecular function: RNA polymerase II CTD heptapeptide repeat phosphatase activity. The record is from RefSeq and is a predicted model, not a curated record. The transcript is spliced from 8 exons. Bases 516 to 1358 code for a protein of 280 amino acids. NCBI's taxonomy places the organism in Eukaryota, Metazoa, Chordata, Mammalia, Carnivora, Felidae.